This is a messenger RNA of Quercus robur (English oak), 2068 nucleotides long. RefSeq names its product trihelix transcription factor DF1-like. The transcript has 2 exons. NCBI's taxonomy places the organism in Eukaryota, Viridiplantae, Streptophyta, Magnoliopsida, Fagales, Fagaceae. Bases 250 to 1899 code for a protein of 549 amino acids. The record is from RefSeq and is a predicted model, not a curated record.
GUAUAUAAAGAACCCAAGUGACCAUAAUAUGUUCUUUUUCUAACCAACAGAAAGAACAAAUUUCACUGAAGAUUCCAUACCUAUGACACAUUAGAGAAAUAAACUUUUGAUUUCUCUUUUUCUUUAUUGAGAUAUACAAAGCUAGCAGAUCCCACCCAAAUAAACAAACAGAAUCACUCUCUCUUUUUUAUACUUUCUUUUCAGCUGUAAUUGCCUGGUGGAGAUAGACUCAUAGAGAGAGAGAGCACCAUGCUGAGGGAUUCUGAGGAGGACACGGUGAUGGUUGGAGCUGAUCAUGAAGGCGAUAAGGACGGUGCUAUCGGGUGGAACUCAAGCGAAGAAGAUAAGGGUAAGAGUGAAGAAGGUGGUGACAGAAUUACUAGCGGUGGAAAUCGGUGGCCUCGCCCAGAAACUUUAGCACUCUUGAAGAUACGGUUGGACAUGGAUGGGGUGUUUCGUGACUCAAAUCUUAAAGGUCCACUAUGGGAAGAGGUUUCAAGGAAACUAGCAGAGCUUGGUUAUCACCGGAACGCCAAGAAAUGCAAGGAGAAAUUUGAGAAUGUCUAUAAGUACCACAAAAGAACCAAAGAAGGUCGAACCGGGAAGCCAGAGGGAAAGACCUAUCGGUUUUUUGAUCAAUUACAAGCCCUUGAAAACAAACAUCAACCAUCUAAAGCAAUGGCUUCAAGUGUUUCUAAAACUACUAUUCCAUCCACAGCAAACCCUACAAUCAUAUCCCACAAUGGUGUUUCUAAGAGUACUACUGUUCCAUCAACAACAAACCCUACAAUCAUAUCCCAGAGUGUUGUCCCUCCAAUACCAAACCCUACAAUUCCGCCAUUACAAGCACCAAAACCUGUUGUUCCUAGAAAUCCUUUGCAAAGUACCAUUUCUGGGAUUCUUUUCUCGGGUAAUACUUCGACCUCUUCUUCGACAGCGUCUGAUGAAGAAUUGAAAGGCCGUUGUAAGAAGAGGAGGAAAUGGAAGGACUUUUUCAAGAGUCUUGCGAAGGAGGUGAUAGAGAAGCAAGAGGAGCUACAGCUGAAAUUCUUGGAAGCCAUAGAGAAACAUGAAAAUGAACGAAUAGUUCGAGAAGACUCUUGGAGGAUACAAGAAAUGGCAAGACUCAAUAGAGAGCAUGAAAUGUUGGUCCAAGAACGAUCCACCGCAGCAGCGAAGGACGCAGCGGUAAUUGCAUUCUUGCAGAAGAUAUCAAAUGACAGCAAUACAAAUCUGCAGUCACCAGUGCCCCGGCUAACACUGCCACCACGCUUGCUCUCAUCAGAGACCAAUUCUGAGAUUCAGAAAAUGGAUAUAGUUCGCUUUGAGAAUAAUUCAACACCUUCACCGACACAAACAAGCUCUUCCAGAUGGCCAAAAGCUGAAGUUGAAGCUCUGAUAGGGCUUCGAACAAGUGUUGACCGUAACUAUCAAGAAAAUGGGCCAAAAGGGCCUAUGUGGGAGGACAUUUCAGCUGGAAUGCGUAGGCUUGGAUACAAUCGGAGUGCCAAGAGAUGCAAGGAGAAAUGGGAGAACAUCAACAAGUACUUCAAGAAGGUGAAGGAAAGCAACAAGACAAGGCCCGAGGACUCAAAGACGUGUCCGUACUUCCAAAAGCUUGAUGCACUAUACAAAGAGAAGAAAAAAGUUGAAAGCUCAGCCAAUUCUGGUCAAGAUAUGAAUAACUUAAUGGAGCCAUUGAUGGUCCAGCCAGAGCAGCAGUGGCCUCCACAAGAAGACAAUAAUCAGCAGGAGACAGUGAUGGAAGAUAUUGAAAAUGUGGAACAAAAUGAAGAAGACGAUGAAAAUGAAGCUGUAGAUAGUGAGGAAGAAGAUAAUGAUGGCGGCGGUUUUGAGGUGGUAAUAAACAAACCUACCUUGAUGGAUAAUGGUGAAUGAGACAAGAUAGGGAAGCUUCUUAUAAUAGAGUUACAAAUAGUUUGCGUCAUUGGGUGUAAAAAGAGUGUCCUAAAUGGUACAAAAGCAUGUGAAAGAGCAAAGUUUCUGAGUUCUAUUUUCAAUGAUUAAUCCCCCGGACCCCAAAAGAAAAGGGAAAAUUGUUGUUUCA